Molecule: messenger RNA, 1715 nt
Organism: Petromyzon marinus (sea lamprey)
Lineage: Eukaryota; Metazoa; Chordata; Hyperoartia; Petromyzontiformes; Petromyzontidae
Product: calcipressin-2-like
Biological process (GO): calcium-mediated signaling
Cellular component (GO): cytoplasm; nucleus
Molecular function (GO): nucleic acid binding; calcium-dependent protein serine/threonine phosphatase regulator activity
Source: RefSeq, a predicted model, not a curated record
GAGAGGGGGGGUGGAGAGUGACGCGUGAGCGGCGAGCGGUGACGCGCGCUUUAUAGCCGGGCGAGCUGAGAGCGACGCGGACAGCAGCAGGCGCGGCCCCGAGUUAGCAGAGACCCCUUGCGUCCCGGGCCCUGUCGAGCCCUCCUCCACCUCCUCUAUCUGCCGGUGCGCUUUCAAACACAGACACCACCAACCACCUCCUCUAUAAGCCGGCGCGCUUUCGCACGGAGCUUACACAACCUCGUCACGCACGCCGAGCGGCCGGACUCCAGCAGGAUUUCGCGUGGAGCCAACCGGGAGCCGUCCCCGCCGGGCCGGCUUCAUCAGCAGCAGCAGCAUCGUCAAGAGCUGGUGGGCUCCUUUCCCCGGGCCGGCCCUGGCCGCGUCUCCCCGGCCCCCCGCGAUGCCCGCGCGGCGCGGGGGUUGCGAGCCGAGCGCCGUUCUGAUCGCGGACUUCGAGGACGCGGGACCCCUGACCGUGGACGUGCAGGCUGAGCUCGUCGCGCUGUUCAGAGCGCAGGGAGGCCGCGUGGCGUGGCCCCGCGUGCAAGUGGAGGAGGAGGAGGAGGAGAGGGGGGCGGAGGAGGAGGAACGGGGGGCGCCCCCCCGCGUCGCGGUGCAGUUUGCGAGCCCCGAGGCGGCAGCGCGAGCACGCUCGGCGCUGCACGGGACGCGGCUCCCGGGGGGGGGCACGCUGCAAGUGCAUGCGGCACACGCCGUGAUGGGGGACCCCGAGAGUCCCGGGGCAUCGCUGGCCCUCCCCCAGCCAGGCCGCGUGUGGCUCAUCUCCCCCCCUGGGUCCCCCCCCGCGGGGUGGCAGCCCAGGCCCGACCCCGCGCCGCUCGUCAACUACGACCUCCUGUGCGCCAUCGCGCAGCUGGGACCCGGAGACAAGUACGAGCUGCACGCCGGCACGGAGCGCACGCCCAGCGUAGUGGUGCACGUGUGCGAGGGCGACGCCGAGGCCGCCGCCGCCGCCGUCGCCCCCAAGAUCGAACCGACCCGCCGACCCGAGGCCGCACCGCCCGCCACGGCGCCCUGAGCAGUGCGGACCACGUGGGCGCAACGCACGCGGCACAACGCACGCGGCACAACGCACGCGGCACAACGCACGCGGCGUCACGAGACCACGUGGGCGCAAAUUACACAGCACAACACAUACGGCACAGCGCACAGGGCAAAGCGCACAAUGCAUGGAACAACACGCGGCACAACACACACGGCACAGGAGAACCCACAUGGCACAACGCAUGGAACAACACGCGGCACCUGCAGCAUCGACAUCACAAGCCAUAUGGCACAACGCAUGCAUCACACGAUCACCAGCACACGUGUGUAUGUAUGUUGGACGUCUCUCGCGCCGUACGUAGCCAACUGUGCUCAUCUUGCUGCGGCUGCGACUCGGCACCAACAGCACAAACAGCACGGCACUGGCACCGCGUUUCAAAGUGUACACGAUGAUAGCACUAGCAGUACACCUCCGUCUCACACACAGCUCUAACAGCACACCCCCUCUUACACACAACACUAACAGCACACCCCCUCUUACACACAGCACUAACCGCACACACCCUCUUACACACAGCACUACAACACAGGGUCACAGCACUAACAGUACAUCCCCUCUUACACACAGCACAAACAGUACACCCCCUCUUACACACAGCACUAACAGCACACCUCCUCUCACACACAGCACUAACAGCACACCCUCU